Molecule: messenger RNA, 6730 nt
Organism: Anneissia japonica
Lineage: Eukaryota; Metazoa; Echinodermata; Crinoidea; Comatulida; Comatulidae
Product: activating signal cointegrator 1 complex subunit 3-like
Exons: 42
Coding region: 143-6631 (2162 amino acids)
Molecular function (GO): nucleic acid binding; ATP binding; ATP hydrolysis activity
Source: RefSeq, a predicted model, not a curated record
AAGUUGCUGCUGGCCGGUAAAUAAACAAGAUGCGGCGCACAUUUCACAACAAGAAGUAAUACAAAUAUUUCCAAAAUGUGGUCUCAUCCAGCUCCUGUCUUUUGUCAACCUGAAUAAAUUUGGAACGUGCUUGUAUUGAGAAAUGCCUUUGCCAAGACUCACUGGUGCACUGCGUGCAUUCUCAUCCGUUUCGGCUGAGGAAAGUUAUGCAGAUUCAUUGGGAGUAGACUUGGUGACUAAACGGCAAAGCCAGGCCGAGCACACAUACGAGGAUGGUGUAACAUGGCAGAAGUUGAGGACAUCUUUGGAGAAGACAAGAAAUGUUAGUCACGAAGUAGUUGAUGGCUUGAGGGAGUUGGCUGAGAUCACCAGGGAGUUUGUUGGAUUUGAUGCUGGAACAACUCUGGUUGACAGUAUAGCUGUGUUUCUUUUCGAAACCUUGAAGGACAGCGAAAGAAUAAGUCAGAAAGAAUCUUUAGCUAUCAAGAGAAAACUAGGCCCUUUCCAAGCGUCAGUAGCAACCAAAGCUUGCAACAUUGUCCAGUCGAUUGUGAAGCAUGUACCAGAGAAGAUAUUACAGAACCUCUUUGAAAAAAAAUGUAAUAAUCUCAAAGAAUUUGGUGAGAACAUCCAUUUCUCGUAUGACCAGCAGACACAUGAUUUUGCAUUGAAUGUAGAAGAAUCUGACGACGAACCAAUCGGAUUUGAUUUUGAUAUGAAAUAUGAUGUUAAUAAUUCUACGAAACCAGCCAAGGCUUCUGCCGCAUCAGCAUAUGACUUAAAGUGGUUGAGGUCGCAGGUUAAGUUUUUCUUCGGAGGUGAUGAUAUUACUUCAGUUGGGCUGACUGCCGAUGACCUUUGCGCCAAGAUCCUAAAUGAUCUUAAGUCAUCUAGUACCAAUGAUGAACUGCAAGAUGUUCUUUUUGGAUUUCUGGGAUUUGAACGCUUUGAAUUCAUCCAGAAUCUGCUCAUCAACAGAAAGCACAUUGUCGAAGGAAGCAAUGAGAUGCUCACAAAAAGAGUUGUGAAGGAAGACAUACCAGUGAGACCAAAUUAUGGGGCACAAGUAACAGUCCAGUCUUCUAAGGAGAAAGCAUUGUCUCGUCAAAUACGCAGAGAUGAGAAGAAGAUUGCGAGAAAAGAAGGCAGAGGAAAAAAUGCUGAAAAUAAUGUAGAAGAUGUUGAGGAAGAUUUUAAUCCACAAUAUUUAAAAGCCGAAAGAGAGCGUGCAUUACGAGAGGCAAAGCGGAAUCCAUUGCUUACUAAACGUUCAUCAGCACCGCAGCAGAAUGUUUAUCCAUAUGUGUUUGAUUCUCUAAAGAGUGCUCAAGCAUCAUCGUCAUUUAUUGGAGGUUCCAAGAUGAUUCUCCCCGAAGGCCACGAAAAGCACAGCAAUAAAAUGUAUGAAGAAGUUCAAAUACCGCCCUCUAUGCCACCACCAACAAGCAUUGGACAAUAUAGAGUGAAAAUUGCAGAUCUAGAUGAGAUAGUGCAGUUAGCAUUUAAGAAUACAAGGUCCCUGAAUCGUAUCCAGUCUGUGGUUUGUGAUGCAGCUUAUUACAGCAAUGAGAAUCUGUUGAUUAGCGCCCCCACGGGUGCUGGUAAAACCAACAUCGCAAUGUUAACCGUACUACGAGAAGUUAAGCAGCAUAUACACGAUGGUGUCAUCAAGAAGGAUGAAUUUAAGAUUAUUUAUGUAGCACCAAUGAAAGCACUAGCAGCGGAGAUGGUGAGGAACUUUGGGGAACGGUUGUCACCCCUUGGUAUUUCAGUCAAGGAGUUGACUGGUGAUGUGCAGCUGACCAAAGCUGAAAUAAUGAAAACACAGAUGUUAGUGACAACCCCUGAAAAGUGGGAUGUGGUGACAAGGAAGAGCACAGGUGAUGUGGCAUUGACCCAGCUUGUUAGGUUGUUGAUAAUCGAUGAAGUGCACCUACUACAUGAGGACAGGGGGGCAGUCAUCGAAAGUCUUGUGGCCAGAACACUUCGCCAGGUAGAAUCUUCUCAGAGUAUGAUACGUAUAAUUGGGUUAUCGGCCACUCUUCCAAACUACCUUGAUGUUGCCAGGUUCCUGAAUGUCAAUCCAUACAAAGGACUAUUUUAUUUCGAUGGAAGGUUUCGACCUGUUCCCUUGGGUACUACGUACAUCGGUAUCAAGACUAACAACGUGAUGCAGCAGCGACAGGAUAUGGAUGUCGUCUGCUAUGAAAAAGCUUAUGAGGUUGUUAAAAGUGGUCAACAGGUGAUGGUGUUUGUUCAUGCGCGCAAUGCGACUGUACACACUGCGAUGAACCUGGUGGAAAUAGCUAAGAACCAAGGGCAGGCAGAGAUGUUCAAGGCUAAGCCAUCACCACAAUUUGGCACUGCUCUAAAACAGGUUUCAAGAUCAAGAAAUAAACAACUGAGGGAGCUAUUCAAUGAUGGCUUCUCCAUACAUCAUGCUGGAAUGCUUAGGCAUGACAGGACAAUGGUGGAGCGACUCUUUUCUGAUGGUCAUAUUAAAGUACUCUGCUGUACAGCUACCCUGGCUUGGGGUGUUAACCUGCCUGCACAUGCUGUUAUUAUAAAGGGAACUCAGAUCUAUGAUGCUCAGAAGGGUUCAUUCAAAGACCUUGGAAUUCUAGAUGUCCUCCAGAUCUUUGGACGUGCAGGGCGCCCUCAGUACGAUACACAUGGGGAAGGAUUGAUUAUUACAACUCAUGAUAAGCUCACUCAUUACCUGUCGUUGAUGACGAGGCAGAACCCAAUUGAAAGCCAAUUUAUUGAGAAUCUUGCAGACAAUCUGAAUGCAGAGGUGGCUUUAGGAACGGUAACCAAUGUGGAUGAAGCUGUUAAGUGGUUGAGCUACACUUAUCUGUUUGUAAGAAUGUACAUGAACCCGCUAGCAUAUGGACUCAACCAUAAGGCAAUGCAGGAUGAUCCUGGACUUGAGAAUCAUCGUAGAGACCUAAUCUGCGUGGCCGCAAAACAGCUUGAUAAGACACACAUGCUUCGAUUUGAUCAGCGUACUGGUUACUUAAACUCAACCGACUUAGGCCGGACUUCCAGUCAUUUCUACAUUAAGUGCGCCACAAUUGAAAAGUUUAAUGAGACCCUCCAGCCGCUAAUGACAGAAGCUGAUGUGUUUAAUAUGGUGUCACAAGCACAGGAGUUUGAUCAGAUUAAAGUACGAGAUGAUGAAUUGAAGGAGCUUGACCGACACGUGCAUGACAGCUGCGUUAUGCCUGCAGCAGGUGGCGUAGAAAAUGCCCACGGUAAAGUCAACGUACUUCUACAGGCAUUUGUUUCAAGACAGUACCUGGACAGCUUCUCACUUGUAUCUGAUUCUUCUUACAUUGCUCAGAAUGCUGCUAGGAUAGUUCGAGCACUGUUUGAAGUUUGCCUUCGUCGAGGUUGGCCCUUGAUGGCUUAUCGUCUGUUGGUAUUGUCUAAAACAGUUGAUAAACGUCUUUGGCCUUGGGAGAAUCCUCUUCGUCAAUUUCCCAUCCUCUCCAAUGAAAUUCUCAAAAAGUUAGAAGACAAGAACUUGACUAUAGAUCGAAUCAAGGAUAUGGAACCGAAUGAAGUUGGUCAUAUGAUUCACCAUGUACGAAUGGGAAAGAUUGUGAAGCAGUGUGUUCAACAGAUUCCAUCCAUUGCUCUUGACGCCUCGAUCCAGCCAAUCACAAGGUCUGUACUGCGUGUACAGCUGAAGAUCACAUCCGAGUUCCACUGGAAUGAUAAGGUGCAUGGUACAAGCUCUGAGCCCUGGUGGAUCUGGGUCGAGGAUCCAGAAAACAAUCAUAUUUAUCAUUCAGAAUACUUCCUUUUUCAUAAAAAACAUGUUGUGAAUGAAGAAGAACAGUCAUUGGUGUUCACCAUCCCAAUCUUUGAGCCGCUCCCAACACAGUACUAUGUAAAGGCGGUAUCAGACAGAUGGAUAGGAGUUGAGACCGUCUGCCCAAUGUCUUUCCAGCAUCUCAUCUUGCCAGAGAAACAUCCACCUCAUACAGACUUAUUGGACUUGAACCCAUUGCCAAUAACAGCACUGAGAAACCCAAUGUAUGAAGCAUUGUACCCAUAUACCCACUUCAACCCUAUACAGACACAGGUAUUUCAUCCCGUCUACCACACAGACCACAAUAUACUACUCGGUGCUCCAACAGGCUCAGGAAAGACUGUUGCUGCUGAAAUGGCAAUGUUUAGAGUUUUUAAUGAGUACCCAAAAACCAAGGUUGUUUACAUUGCUCCACUCAAAGCUUUGGUAAGAGAAAGGAUGGAGGAUUGGAAAGUACGUCUUGAAAAAAAACUUGGCAAACGUGUGGUGGAACUGACUGGGGAUGUGACCCCAGAUAUCAAAGCAAUAGGCAGGUCGGAUGUGAUCAUCACCACGCCAGAGAAGUGGGACGGCAUUAGUCGUAGCUGGCAGAAUCGUAAUUAUGUCAAAGCAGUGUCAGUCAUUAUCAUUGAUGAGAUUCAUCUUUUAGGUGAUGACCGUGGCCCAGUUCUUGAGGUCAUCGUCUCUCGUACAAAUUUCAUCUCAUCCCAUAUGGAAAGGAAAGUAAGAAUCAUUGGUCUGUCGACAGCUUUAGCAAAUGCAAAGGACUUAGCUGAUUGGCUGGGAAUAACACAACUAGGCUUAUUCAAUUUCCGUCCAUCAGUUCGUCCGGUUCCACUUGAGGCACAUAUUGAAGGGUUCCCAGGAAAACACUACUGCCCUCGUAUGGCCACUAUGAACAAACCAACAUUUAAAGCAAUCAAAACCCACUCUCCUACCAAACCAACAUUAAUAUUUGUGUCGUCACGAAGACAGACACGGUUGACUGCUUUAGAUCUGAUUGCUUACUUAGCAACGGAUGAAAAUUCAAAGCAAUGGCUUCACAUGCCUGAAAAUGAGAUGGAAUCUAUAAUUAGUGGAAUCAAAGAUCAUAACUUAAAACUAACAUUGGCUUUUGGCAUUGGUAUGCAUCAUGCCGGGCUCCAUGAUAGGGAUAGAAAGACUGUUGAGGAGCUGUUUGUUAACAUGAAAAUACAGGUUUUGAUUGCAACAAGCACUUUGGCUUGGGGUGUUAACUUCCCUGCUCACCUGGUAGUGAUUAAGGGUACAGAGUUCUUUGAUGGCAAGACAAAGCGUUAUGUUGAUUUCCCAAUUACAGAUGUUCUUCAGAUGAUGGGUCGUGCAGGACGACCUCAGUUUGACGAUCAGGGUGUUGCCGUGAUUCUAGUACACGACAUCAAGAAACAUUAUUACAAGAAAUUUCUUUAUGAACCUUUCCCUGUUGAAUCUAAUUUGUUGGAUGUACUACCAGAACAUUUAAAUGCAGAGAUUGUUGCAGGAACAAUCACAUCUAAACAAGAUGCCAUGGAUUACAUAACAUGGACGUACUUUUUCAGACGACUAUUAAUGAACCCCAGUUUUUAUCAGCUGGAUAAGACAGACCAUGCCACAAUUAACAAGUACCUUUCCCACCUUGUAGAGCGGUCUUUGAUUGAUCUUGAGUUGUCCUAUUGUGUUCUUGUCGGUGAGGAUAAUCGUUCAGUUGAGCCCCAGACCUUGGGAUGUAUUGCCUCAUUCUACUACUUAAACCAUAAAACACUGAGGAUGUUUCAUGACCAUAUUGUUGCUGAGUGUAGCAUACCUGAACUCAUCAACAUUUUAUCAAAUGCACAUGAGUUUAAUGAGCUUCCAGUAAGACACAAUGAAGAUGGAAUUAACAGUGAACUAUCAAAGAAACUACCUUUGGAGGUGAAACAGCAUACAUUCGAUGACCCACACACCAAAGCUCACCUACUGUUCCAGGCCCACUUCUGUAGGUUACAGCUGCCAAGUAGUGAUUACAACACUGACACAAAAUCCGUCUUAGAUCAGGCAAUAAGAGUGUUGCAGGCUAUGUUAGAUGUAACCGCUGACAACGGUUUCCUGGUAACUGCAUUGUCCACCAUCAACCUUAUCCAGAUGGUACUGCAAGGCCGCUGGAUUCAUGAGUCUAGUCUUCUUACAAUUCCACAUGUAGAUGCAUCAACACUAGCAUUAUUCAAAACACGAUCAGCAUUGAUUGAAAGUUUGCCAGAAUUAGUGCAUCAUUGCCGUGGUAACAAAGUGACACUUCAUAACUUUCUUUCUGGCAAAUUGAGUGACAGGCAGAUAAAUGAGGCCUGGGAUAUGUUGCAAAAACUACCAAUGAUAGAGGUAGAUGUGAACAUACAAGGAGUCUGGGUUGACAGCACAGAAAAUGAACAAAGAUUUGUACCAAUUUCUUUUAUCAGAGGGCUACCCAAGGAUAAAGAUUACAUCCAGGUUCACACAGAUAAGGAGUAUGUGUUACUCAUCAAUCUCAGGCGAAUCAAAGGAGGAACUAAUGACAAGAAAGCAGUAGCACCAAGAUUCCCAAAACCAAAGAGUGAAGGGUGGUUUAUGAUCCUGGGAGAUAUUGAAAACAAAGAAUUAUUAGCCUUAAAGAGAGUGAGCUAUGUGACUCGCACAUCAACUGUUCAGGUCUCCUUCUUUACUCCUGAAAAUACUGGUCAAGUGAUAUAUACAUUGUAUUUCCUGAGUGACAGUUACCUCGGUCUUGAUCAACAAUACAAUAUUUGUCUAGAUGUAGUAACAGCAGAUACUAAGGUCAAAGAUCAACUGGUGGAUGAUAUAUAGUAUGAUUGGGAUAAAUGAAGAAUGCAGAAUAGACAACUCAAUUUAUGGCAUACACAUCAUCAAUUAAUAUAAGUAUAUACAAGUAUGUAUAAUGUAUGU